GAAUGAUAAAGAGAAAAAAAAUACGGAUGUUCUCAUAUUUGUUUUUUACUGCUGCUCAAAGUGUUUUUGAUAUGAUUUUCAACGACGAACUAAUCAAACAUUACUUUAUAAUAUUUUCAAUAGGUGUAGUUGUUCAACCAAUAGAAGCCAUAGAUUUCAAACAGGAAACUUUUAUAUUUUUCACCGAUUACAAAAUAACAACCAAUGAUUCCAUUCUGUUAAAUGAAGUGAGAUCUGCACAAGCAUGUGGCUCAGUUUGUUUGACCACAUCUGACUGUUGUGCUGUUUCCUAUAUCAGUAAUACCAGGGAAUGCUAUCUGGAUACUUCGGGUUCGAGUAGUUCACAAAAGGUCCCGUAUGUAGGAUCAAUGGUCAUGAUAAGACAUAUGUAUGCUGUCCCUGACGGAAAUGAUCCAGUUCUACCCACUGUCGGUGGAACUGUUCCUGGCGGAAAUAAUACAGUUCUACCAACAGACUGCGAAGAUGCCUCUGGUGGAAAUGGUAUAUACACGAUAUAUCCAAGUACCGGAAAUGACUUCUAUGUGUAUUGUGAACUUGGAUCAGAUAAUCAAUACUGGACUGUUAUUCAAAGGCGUGUGAAUGGACAAACAAAUUUUUACGAGACAUGGCAAACGUACAAAAUGGGUUUUGGCGACUUAGCAGAUGAGUUUUGGUUAGGUAAUGAGUACAUUCACAUGCUGACUUCAAAAAAUGAUUACACCUUGAGAAUCGAAUUGGAAAACUUUUCGAAUGAAAUGAGAUACGCAGAAUACGAUUCGUUCCAAAUAUUGGAAGAGCUGUCUAAUUAUCAAUUGUCAGUCGAAGGUUACAGCGGCAAUGCAGGUGAUAGUUUAGACUUCCAUAACGGCAUGCCAUUCAGUACCAAAGAUCGAGACAAUGAUCCUUCUCCCAAUGACUGUGCAGUUGUAUACCUUGGCGCCUGGUGGUAUAACAACUGUCAUCAUUCUAAUUUAAAUGGCAAAUAUUUAUCCGGAUCUCAUAUCUCUCUGGCAGAUGGAAUUGAAUGGUUUACAUGGACAGGACACCACUAUUCAUUAAAAUCGUCCAAAAUGAUGAUUAGAAGGGAGACAAUUGUAUCAAUUGGUUAGAGACUCGUUUCAGUAGGUAUUCUUCACAUUAUUCGGGUUGACUGUUCGAGUUCAAAAUUGGUGUUGUUUCUUCCUUGCUUGCAAUGAUUAUUUAGUUUUUGCUUGAUACUACAUCUUGCAGGUUUAUUUGAAGUUAUAUUGCCUAAUACUUUUCAUCUGUAUAGUUAAGUCUAUGUUUAGUACAUUUGGCGGCUAGUUUCAAUCGGUAUAUGCCCUGUUUAGCUUACAUUUUACUAUAUACUUAUUGUUAAUGGCUGGUCGCUUGUUUGCUGAAUUUGCUGAUUACAUAAUUUUGGUAUGACUGCUAAUUAUUUUUUUCUAUCAUGUUCUAUGAAAUAUUUUUGCUUGCAUGUUAUUUUUAAUAUAUCAAGAAUACACUAUGUCGUGAUAAUAUUGAGCUACGUUUGUUAUUGGAUUCGCGGCACAUUUGAACUUUAUUGUUGAAAACAUUAGUUAUUCAACAACCCUACCGCCACUAACAACUAUUAUAAUAUUAAUUAACAUCAAUCUUAUGAAUUUAUUAAUAAAGUAGUGUUAACCUUAGUGUGGCUAGUUUAAGUGAUUAUUUAAUCUGUUUGGCUU
Molecule: messenger RNA, 1691 nt
Organism: Mytilus trossulus (common blue mussel)
Lineage: Eukaryota; Metazoa; Mollusca; Bivalvia; Mytilida; Mytilidae
Product: techylectin-5B-like
Exons: 6
Coding region: 3-1109 (368 amino acids)
Source: RefSeq, a predicted model, not a curated record